Messenger RNA from Tilletiopsis washingtonensis, 3467 nucleotides. Its product is annotated as pseudouridine synthase. NCBI's taxonomy places the organism in Eukaryota, Fungi, Basidiomycota, Exobasidiomycetes, Entylomatales. Gene Ontology annotation, biological process: pseudouridine synthesis. Bases 178 to 3390 code for a protein of 1070 amino acids. The record is from RefSeq and is a predicted model, not a curated record. Gene Ontology annotation, molecular function: pseudouridine synthase activity; RNA binding. The transcript is spliced from 12 exons.
GCCCGCGAUUCGACUCCUCUCUCUUCAACAUCGAUCAGCCGCUUCACGUCGCUUCGAGAGGGGCAGCUGAACAGCUCAUAAUCGCGAGAGAGGCAUCAAGGAGCGAGGAGGGCGCAGAUAGAGGGGGCUGGGCUGGCACGCCGGAGCGCAAGCAGACGUGCUGCAGCAUCAAACGCCAUGGCAUCUCUCGCAUCUUCACGCGACAGCUCUUCCAGCACCCAGCUACGCACCGAAGCUCCCUACUGGUUCGCGUACAAGAACAGCGUCAAGCGCCGAUGGGAGGGGCGGCAGCUGCUGGAGAUCUUCGUCACCGAGUUCAGGGAUCGCACGAGAGAGUACUACACAUGGGCGAUCCACACCGGACUGUGCACCAUCAACGGCCACGCCGUGCAGCCAGACUACGUCGUGCAGCACAACGACUACAUGGUCAACACGGUGCACCGCCAUGAGCCGCCCGUGACGGCAGAUCCCAUUCGCAUCAUCUACGAGGACAAGGAGGAGGGAAGACUGGUGAUUGUCAAGCCCGGCAGCAUUCCGAUCCACCCCGCUGGACGGUACAUGCGACACACACUCAUCGAGAUGCUCUCGAGCACGCUCAACGUGCCGACGAUCUACACGGCCAACCGUCUGGACCGCCUCACGUCCGGCAUCAUGAUUCUCUCCACCAAGAAGGAGGCGGCACAGAAGCUCUCGAGCGACUUCCACAUGGGCCUGGUGCGCAAGGCGUACGUGGCGCGCGUCAAGGGCAAGUUUCCGGAAGAGCAAGUCGUGUGCAAGGAGCCACUGCUGGCAGUGGACCGGCAGACGGGCGUGAAUGUGGUGCACCCGCUCGGCAAGGACUGCGAGACGAUCUUCCAGCGCCUGUCCUACGAUGCCGUCUCGGACACCAGCGUGCUUCUCUGUCGGCCCAUCACGGGCCGCACGCACCAGAUCCGCGUGCAUGUGCAGUGGCUUGGCUAUCCGAUUCCCAACGACCCCAUCUACGCGCACCGCAUCUGGCAGGAGCUGCCUCCGCAGAGCUUCGCCUCGGUGCGCGUCGACACGGAUCGCAACAACCGCGCGCCGGGCGAGGAGGGCUACGAGGCGCAUGGCUGCCGUGAGAUCGAGCGCGUCGUGGCGGUGCUGAAGCACGAGAAGGACUCAAAGGAGGACUGGGCGCGCUGGCGCGACGAGGUGCGCUUCGGCAAGCUGGUGCGCGAGCAUGGCUGGCACCUGCCGACGGUGUUCGGCCCCAAUGGCGAGAGCGCCGCAAGCCAGGCGGGCUUCGAUGCGAAAGAGGCAGAGGAGGACGAGGGAGAGGCGUGCGAGACUUGCAUGUGCCCAGUGCAGCCCGACCCGUCGCCCGAGGAGCUCUACAUCUAUCUGCACGCCAUCAAGUACGAGACGGAUGCCUGGGCCUUCGAGGAUGAGCUGCCCUGGUGGGCGCGUCCCGACUGGCGUUCUGCUCGCGAGGCGGGCGCCACGGCUUUGCCCGAAGCGUGCGGCUCCUCCUCCUCGGCCAUUGCGCCGCCCGUCGUCUACGUCGCCAAUGUGGCGCAGCGCCGCGAGGCAGGCGGCAAGCUGCGCGUGGCGACGGGCGAUGCCAAUCUGCCCACUCUGGUGCAGCCACGCACAGCCGCGCAUGCAGCUCCCGGAGCAAGGCAGACAAGUGCAUGCAAGCUGCUCGACGUGCCCGAGGUCGACUCGCACCUGCCCUCGCUCGACGUCGACGACGACGCCGACUCGACGCCGGCGGUGCUCUGUGAAGUCUUUGCCGGGCUCGAAGAUGUGGCGCAGCGAGACAUUGAGGCGCAGCUGCGUCUCUUCGGCGUCUCUACACGCACGCGCGCGGCACUGCACUGCGCACACGUCCUCGUCCCCGCUGGCCGAGGCGCAGCGACGGCCAUCCGGGCCUUUGCAGCAGGACGUCUGCCGGGCGUGCGUGCCGCGUACCUCGUCAUGCAGGAAGCGCCCAUGGAUGCCGAGCUGCUGCUGCGCCUCGCAACGGAGAAGCUCGAGCUGGGCAACAGCAAGCGCGCAGCUCGGCUGAAGGCGCUGGCGGAGAAGAAGGCCCAACGAGCGGCCAAGCAUGCGGGCAAGGUCGUCGAGGAGCCCUCGGAACCAGCGACACCGCAACACGAAGAGCCGGACCAGCUCACCGCGGGCGAGGAGGAGCUGUUGGCCGGCAUUGCACGGCAUUGGCACGCCUCGCUCGCCGCAAGACACGCCGUCUUUGCGGCGUGGCGGCGCGUGGCGGCCGCGAUGCACGUCGAGCUCACGGCACGCACGUUCCGCGGCAGUGUGGAGCGCAGUGCCUACCUGCUGCCCACCCUCACCACGCAGAUGCUCGAGCGCGAGCUCGGCGAACUGGCAGGGCAAUGGCUCAUCAAGAGCCCCCCGAUCGACGAGCCGAUGGACGCGUGGCGUGUCGAUCUGAAGCACUGCAUCCUGGAUGUGACGCUCAAGUUCAUCCCUUCCCUCGGCACUCCAGCGGGCGCCGAUGCCUCGACGGGCUCGCACAAGUCGGCAAACAAUGCCCCAGGCAGUCUCUUCUACCUGCUUGCUCUGCCCGCGCCGGCGGCAGGCACUGUGCCAUCUCGACCGGCCAUUCCGACGUCCCUCAGCGCAGGCGGCACCUCCUUGGCGCGCUAUCGCGCCUACACGCUCGCGGCGGCGCUGCCGCUGCCCAAGCUUGCAGGCGAUGAGCGCCCGCGUCGACUGCGCAUCCUCGAGCCGUGCGUGGGCCGCGGCAGUCUGGCGAUCGAGCUCGCCGCUGCGCUGCAGCGACGAUGCAGCAAGGACGGCGCACUCGAGGCGGAUGUCUACGCCUGCGACAUUGACGCUGCCGAGCUGGCACGCGCCUCGCAGAUGCUGCAGCUCUGCCACUCGCCCACGUCUGCGUGCGAGGCCGUGCGCCUGCAGCUCAGCGCGGCGCCGCUCAACAGCACCGACGUCUGCGCCGUGCAGGCCUUCCUGGGCAGCAGCGAGCCGCUCGACGCCAUCCUCAGCGACCUGCCCUGGGGCCAUCGCGUCGGCAACAGCAGCAACGUGGCGCGUCUCUACCCUCGCCUCGUGCAGAGCUUCUGCGCACUGCUUCGCCCCGGAGGCUACGCACUGCUCAUGACGGCGGAGCAGCGCACCUUUGUGCGCAUCCUGCGCGAGGCCGAGGGACAGGCGAGAAAGACGAACCAGCCGUACUACCUCUCCAUCGAGGCGCUCCAUCUUCUCGACGACGACGACGACGACGACGACGAGGCAGAGGAGGACAGGCUCGCCUCGCCACAUGCGCACGAACAUGCGCACGCGAUGUGCAGACAGGGAGCCAAGGAGGCGGAGCGCUGGCAGGGCCUGCGGCCCGUCGAGGUGGGCUUUGGCGUGUACCUCUUCCUCCUUCGCAAGACUGCCAUGUAGACUUGCCUCCUUGCUCUGCUGCAAUCUCACCUUGGGGUGUCACAUGCACCUUCUUGCCAACUGUCAUGCUGCCCGUG